AUGGCCGAAUCCCUAAGUGAAGCUUCUGGAAGCCUGGAAGUUCUGGAGGCCAGUGAUGAGGGAAAGAAGAAAUCCAAAUUUAGGGCCUUCAGGAGCUUUUUUGGCAAGAAGAAGAAAAAAGGGCCUGAGGAUCCCCAGGAAGGGAGGAAGCUAAAACCAAGCCUGUCCAGCUGCAACAUUCACAUCUCUGCCCUGAAGCCAGUUCAGGAAGGUCAGCCAGCUGAGUCUAGGGUCAAGAGCAACAUGGGGAGCAAAGCCCUGUCCCAUGACAGCAUCUUCAUUUUGGAUCCUGAGCCUGAACAUAAAAUCUACCCGUCUCCAGAGCUCCCGAGAGGCAGACCUCUGCAGAGAUCUUAUGUUUCCAGAACUCUGCCUAGAACCAGGACUCACAGUCGGCAUGGAGCUGUUUCUGGAAUUGUGUUUGGAACUAUGCUCCCAUAUGUACCCAGAAGUGCAAUUUGGGCUGAGGAAUACAAGACCACUGAGAGGUCAUCACUGUUCCCACGCCAAAGCAGCAUCAGCCCACCUCUUAUCCGAUCUGACACAAUCUGUAAGGACUUUGAAGAAAUCUUCGUUGAUGAAGAGUCACCUAAGAUCUCACCAAAGGAGGUUUCAGAGGAGAUCUUGACAUUGAAGAAGUCCUUGACCACGUAUGCCAUGAUAACCUGUCCCAGCAGCGCUCAGCUGCCCAUUGGUUUUAGCACCCCAGCCUCCACCAAGGGCUGUUUGGACUCGUCAGCUGCUCGACACAAGAUGGCCUUAAAUCCCCGGAAACAAAAGAAGAAGAAGAGCCUUCAGACGACUGUGAAGCCAAAGCAGGAGGAGCCAGACCUUCCAUUGGCAUCUGAAGAAGAGAAGAGAACAACAAAAUCCAAAGAAGCUGACCAAAAGAAGCCAAAACAAGACAGUGCAGGUUGGCGCAUCCUCACCCUCAUUCAGAAACGUGCCUCGAGCCUGGAGCAGAGCAAGAAAACUGCAAAUCUGGGUAAGAAGAUGGCGGAGCAGGCCACAAACCCAGAUGCUGCCGGUGCUCAGGGCUACCUGUCAGCGUCGGCGUACGGAAGACAACGGGCAAGAAAAGAACCCGGGGCUGUAGGAAUCAGCGAGUGUGGGCUCCGAGGAAGAAGCUUCAAACAGUCUUCUGCCUUCUCUGGACCCUUCUCUUUGGAGCAGUCCACCACUCCACCGACAGCAAGUGGGACUCCUCAGGAAGUACUUUCAGACAAAGAUGGCCUGGGCAAGAGGCAUCCCGGGGUAGACUUUAAAGCUGCAAAAGCAUCAGUAGCCCAGUCUGUGCCUGAAGACCUGGUUGGUGACCUGUCACCGUGCUGGGAAGGUGGAGCCCCCAGAGCCAAGGAGGCGGAAGCCAGAGCUACUCUUUCAUCCACAGUGGCCGAGUCCAAAGGGUGUAAGCGUUCUUCUCAUACCCAGUCAGAGAGGAAAGAAACCUCCAGCUCCAAGUUGCAAGGUCGCUGGCUGAAAACGGAGUCAGCUCAAGAUAUUCCGACUCUGAGCAGAGAGAAGCCGGCAAGUGCUUUGGCAAAGAGAGGCGUUUCUGUGGCGAGGCCACGUCUCAGGAGCCUUUCCUGGGCCGGGCUGGAGCCCCAAGCCAAAGAAGCGUUCUCGGAUUCCAAGAGUUCUGGAGAGCUGGGGGAUGGCUCAGAGCAGCAGGUGGCCCCCAGGCCUUCUGUCCAGUCCUUGGAGAGGCCCAAAGAUGACCAAAGAGUCUUCACAAGCCCGGGAAGUUCAGCCGCAGAGCCGAGCCCGCCUGGGCAGCAGCUGGCUUCGAGAUCCCCUUCGCGGGCCUUGGCGCAGCCCGAGGCUGAAGAAGUGUCCUUGGAUUCAGAGAGUGCUCCAGAGGCCGGAGGCCCAGGACUCCUCACAGACUCCAAGAGCACUUCUGCAGAGGAGGUGGUUUCUGGAUCUGCUCCUGUGGCCUUGGGGGACCCCAAAGACAAAGGGUCCAGAGGGCUGCAUAGCGACGCAGACGCCGACAAGUUCAAGAGUGCUGACCCUUCCCAGGCCUCGAGCGAGAAGCCCAAAGACCAACCAGGAAGCCCCUCCGUUUCGAAGUGCGCGCUUCAGGACUGGGGCAUUUCCGUGCAGGGGGUCACUCUCACACAGCCUCCUCAGUCCUUCGAGAAGCCGGCUGUCGAGCAGCAAGUGUCCUCGCACCCGUUGAGGGCUCCAGCACAGCCUUCCCAGUCUGCGGCGGGCACCAAAGCCGAGCAGCAAACCUCCUCGACGGCGCAUCUGGAGGGCGCAGCUCAGGAGUGGGGCCUCUCUGUGGAGCUGCUGCUUCUCAGAACCUCUUCGAAGCCCGUGCUGCAGCUUACAGUUGAGCAACCAGUCUCCCAAAGCCCAGACAUCGCUACGGCCACGGGCAUCAGUUCUGAGGCCCCCGAGCCUCAUUCUAAGUCUCCUCUGAAACCCAUAGCUGUGGAUGCCAUCCCCGUGGGUCCAGAUUGCAUGGCUGUCCAGGACAGCGUUUCUAAGCAAGUGCUGCCUUCCAGGGGUCCUUUCCAGGCCCUGCUGAGACCGGCAGCCGGGGAUCAAGUCUCUUGUGGCGCUGAAAGUGCCGUGGUUGAGAACAACAACGCCUCUAUGCAGCCGCUGGUCCCCAGGCUUCAGUCCCCGAGGGGACCUCUGGCCCAAGGCUCUGAAAGUCCGGAGAGUGCUGCAGCUGAGGGGGGCGCUUCUGGGGAGCCGCUGCUCCCCAACCAUGCUGCUCAGUCCCUGGGGAACCCUCAAAGCCAGCAGAUCUCAGAGAACGCUGUGGUCAAGGAGGGCACGUCUGCCUCGCCGCCUCGCCGAGGCCCUUCCCAGCCCUCGGGGGAGCCCAAACUCCAGGCACAGACCCUCAUCCCUGCCUCAGCGAAUACUUCUGCAGGCAGCGGCCCUGAGGAGAAGACGCCUCCUACAGACACCUCCCAGGCCUGGGUGAGCCCCAAGGUUGAGCAAGAAGCCUCGGUGGGUCCCGAGAGCUCUGCUGCUGUGGAGCAAGGCAUCGCUGUGGAGCCACUGCCCUCCAGGAAGCCCUCUCUGUUCUGGGAGAGGCCAGGCAUGGAGCAGCAAGCUGCCUCGGGUUCAGGAAGUGCUCCCGCAGCACAGAGCACUCCGGGAGAGCCAAAGCCUCCCAAGAGCGCUUUGCAGGCUCAGGGCCACCGUAAAUCCAAGCAAGCGGCCUCGAGGGAUCCAGAGGGUGUUGCGGCCGAGGACACGUCCAAGGAGCAGCCACCCGCCACAAUGUCUUCUCAGUCCCCGAUGAAACCCAUGGUGAAACGGGCAGUCUCUGCAGGUCCGGAGAGUGUGGUCGCCAAGAGGGAGGCUUCCGGAGAGCCGCUGCUUCCCAGGCAGUUUGCCAGGCUCCUUGCGGGACACAAAGUCCAGCAAAUAUCUUCCAAUUUUGAGAUCAUCGCUACAGAGGGCGCCAUCUCUGGGAAGCCAGUGCCUUCCAAGAGUCCUCCCCAGAUCUUGGUGAGGUCUAAAGUCCAGGAAAUGUCCUCACGUCUAGAGAACAAGGCCCUUGAAGGAGACAUGCCUAAGAAGUCACCGAUGCCUAGAUAUCCUUCCCGGUCAUUUGUGAAGUAUAUGGCAGAGCAAGUCUUUUCAGAGAGCCCCACGGCUGAGAAGGGAAUUCACGCAGAUCUUCUGUCUACAAAUCCACCUUCCAAACCUUCGAUGAGGCCCAAAGUCCAGUUCCAAGUCUUCUCAGGGCAGGAGAACGCCAAAAUGGAGGAAGGCAUUUCUUCCCAGCUGCUGCCUUCUAAAGGCCCCUUACAGUCCUCGGGGAGGCCCGAAGACCCCAAAGAAGUCUCCUCACCGUCUGAGAGUGCUCCCGCGGAGCUGAGAGGUUCAAAAGAGCAGCCACCUCCCAGAUGCCUUUCCCAGGCUUUGGGGAAGCUUGAGUACCAACAGUAUGUCUCCCCAGCCUCUGAGAGCGCUCUUGAAGGAAGGAAGAGCUCUGAAGACAAGCUGCCUUCCGGGGGCCCUUCCCAAGCACAUGUUUUCUCAACAGGCUCGGCGAGUGCGCCUGUGGAGCAGAGCUGUUUUGAGAGGCCCCUGCCUCCCAGUGCCUCCUUCCAGGCUUUUGCAGACCCUGAAGCUCAGUGUUCCGUGGGCACCGCUGUUGAGGGAGCCGUUCCUGGGAGCAAUCCUAGUGGCUGGUCCGUACCGAAAGGCUCAGCUUCUCCACGCGGAACCAAGAAACAUAGCCACGGCUCUCAAGACCUCGUUAAGAACAUCCUGGUUCUUGCUGCCAAACCCAUGCAGCUCACUUAUGCUCCUGCCAGCCAGACAUCCGCUUCUGGGGUCACUUGCCCCAAGGAGGAAGUUGUCAAGAGCAGCGAUCCGAAUAACAGCCACUCAGAUGUGCCCACCACCGAGGCUGAUGUUGAAAACCUCUUUGGAAUUCGACUGAGAAAAAUCCCUGCCUCCGAGAAGCUCAAGGGUGAGAAACAAGAUGAUUGUACCAAGCUGUCUUCACUCUCCUGGGGCCCCAAUUCACUUCCUGUACAUAAAGAGCAUCGGAUCAAAAGAAGUGCUUCCCACGGGUUUCUGGGCACAGCAGAGUGCUUCAUCCCAGGAUACGAGUUUGCAGAGAAGCAACAAGGCAGGCCCAAGUCUGAAGUCAUAGCCGGGAGUCAACCCGCUGACAAGGUCCCAGGAGGGGCGCCUGGUCAACAGGCAUAUUACAGCAUCUCAGAGCCAACUUGGAUAACCAAGCUAAUGGAGAAGCAGAAGGGUUCUCAGGUCCCUGUUCCUACGAAAGAGCCAGAAGCCAAGAACAGGGCCACAAUCAAAGAGGCUUCAUCUGUGGAAGAUAUCUUUGAAGACGGAAAACAGCCAGCAAGUAUUUUUACUUCCAAUGUCAGUAAACAAGAGCAGAUGGCACCAAAAAAGCUACUUGAGCCCACCAAAGGAGGACUGGAAGACGAGAAGCCAUUUCAAGAGCACCCCAUGAGAAAAAGAAUCCUGCGAUCUUCAACUCUCCCAGCCGUAUUCCAAGAGCCGACACAGUCAGAAGAGCCAGUCUGGUUCUCCAUGGCCAAGAAGAAAGCCAAAGCUUGGAGCCAUAUAGCCGAGAUCAUACAAUAAGUAGCUCCUGGGUGGAGUAUCAGCAUUUCAAAUGAUAAUUGCCAAGCGCUCUAGCAAUGCCUUGCAGUGAUUUAUUUACAGUAACCAUUUUUCUUCAUUAAGCAAAAGAGCCUUAAAAUGGUAAUUGAAGCGAAUAACCAUUAGAAUGUAGCCAAUGCCAUGAAUGCCUAACCUUCAGUACAGUCACUGCCAACAUCUGAAAACCCAGCAUUUCCUCCAUAGAAACGAUGUAAAAUGUUUGCACUGCUAGGGGGCAGUAUUGAACCUUGUACAAUGUGCCUUAGAAACCAGAAAGCAAAAGCGUUUUGCUAGAGCAACUAAGAUGUGGUCAUUUCCCUUAAGUAAGUUAAUUCGAGUGGAAAUGGCCAGAUGACUUGGCCCAAGGAUUGGCUUUUAGGUUUUAUGAGCCUGGUUAAAUGCUUCCGUCCCUGCUCCAAGCUUCGCAAAGGCCCCUGGAAGAAGUGGUGGAAGUGAAAAUUCUGGAUCUCCAAGGAAAAUUUUGCUCAGCCAGUCCCCCAAUUAGCCAUUGCCCUUUGAAACACCACCCGUGUAUCCCUGGGGCUCCCCGGUGCCUACAGCUUAGCUGCCUCUUUGCACAGGCCCCGUGUCGCAGGUCUGGCGGCAUUGAGCACCUCCCUAUGAGACAGAGCAUUGCUUGGGGAUUAUUGUCCCCAAGAUGAUGGUUAGACCUCUUGCCCCAAGGCCACUGCGAUGCUCUAAUUGCCGAGAAAUGCGCCAAACGCCAUAUAGAUCUUGUUUUUUAAGCACCUAAGACCCUACUGCAAUUCAAAAUUCUACAGAUGCCAAAAACUGUAUUUCCUAUCAGGCAGAUGGGAAGCCUUCCUUAAGGAAGGCUGGGGCCACUGGAGAGCUGUCUUCUCCGUGGCUCUAGCUUUAAGGCAGAAACAACCACAUAGCCCGGUUUCCAGUCUCUUUU
Hyaena hyaena (striped hyena) is the source of this 6034-nucleotide messenger RNA. RefSeq names its product KIAA1210 ortholog. Lineage: Eukaryota; Metazoa; Chordata; Mammalia; Carnivora; Hyaenidae. The transcript is spliced from 11 exons. The coding region runs from base 1 to 5097 and encodes 1698 amino acids. The record is from RefSeq and is a predicted model, not a curated record.